Salvia miltiorrhiza (redroot sage) is the source of this 1571-nucleotide messenger RNA. Its product is annotated as ethylene-responsive transcription factor CRF2-like. The transcript has a single exon. Bases 496 to 1305 code for a protein of 269 amino acids. Gene Ontology annotation, molecular function: DNA binding; DNA-binding transcription factor activity. Gene Ontology annotation, biological process: regulation of DNA-templated transcription. NCBI's taxonomy places the organism in Eukaryota, Viridiplantae, Streptophyta, Magnoliopsida, Lamiales, Lamiaceae. The record is from RefSeq and is a predicted model, not a curated record.
UGGCAAAUUUCCUUAUAUUAUCUGUUUUCUUAUAUUCUUUAUAUAUAAAUAUUAAUAAAAGAGACAGCAAAAGUGAAGAGUGGCCACCCGGUCCUCAGCUCAGCUGACACACCUCAAAUAGCACACUCCCUCACUCCCUCUCUACCAUACCACCUCUCUCUCUCUCUCUCAUCUUCCCGCAAAAAAAACAAAGAAAAAGCAAAGAAAAUCUCUGGAGCUACAAGAAUCCUACUGAACUUAAUUCAUCUGGGUUUUAUUCAUAAUAUUCAUCUUCCUUUUUACUGCAACCCAAAAAGCUUUGAUUGAUUCCCUUCAACAUAUAUUCCCUUCUUCUCCCACUUGCUCUCUCGCUCUUCUUUUUAGUAUAACUUACUUUCCUCAAACUUUCCUUAUACUCCCUGAUUUUCUCCUUGUCUCGACACCUUCUCUUUAAUUCUCGCAGAAUCCCUUUCGCUUUCAAUGCCAAUUUGAAACCCAUCCUUCCUUCCACACACCAUGUUUCCUACCAAAUACACCGAACACCACAGCCACAUCACCACGCCGGAAUAUUCCCCCCACCGCCCCCCCAUCAAGACCCUCCGCGUCUCCGUCACCGACGCCGACGCCACCGACUCCUCCAGCGACGACGACGACCCUCACCUCAACCGACGCCGAGUCAGAAAAUACAUUCACCAAGUCACACUUGUACCCUGCUGCUCCGACAGAAGGCGGAGCGCCGCCGCAGGAAGAAAACCCAGGAACGCGACGGGCAAGAAGUUCCGCGGCGUGCGGCAGCGCCCCUGGGGGAAGUGGGCCGCGGAGAUUCGAGACCCCAUGCGACGCGUGCGGCUGUGGCUCGGCACCUACGACACGGCGGAGGAGGCCGCCAUGGUGUACGACCACGCGGCCGUCCAGCUGCGUGGGCCCCACGCGCACACCAACUUCUCCCCAUCCCCGGGGUGCAACACCACCUCCUCCUCGCACCACAGUGUCACGUCACCCAACUCGGUCCUCCGCUUCUUCUCACCUCAAGCCGACUCGUCUCUCGCGUCCUCGCCGGCCGCCGCCAUCGACUCCGCCGAUGCAUAUUUUCCGAUAUUCCCGUUGAGCGACGAUUCCUUCUCGGAGUUAGAGGACCCGGUAUCCGUACCCGGUUUGUUUGAUCAAGAGACUUUCUGGAGCGACUUGUACGGAACGGAUAUCGGGUGGUGCGGCGAUGCGGUUGUCGGGUCGGCUACGGAUUUGGGGGCCAGAUUCGGGUCGGGCGAUGAUUUCUUCCUUGAAUUUGGGGAUGUAUUCGGGCCGGAUCCGCUGGUUGCCCUUUGAGACUUGUGUAGAGACGUUUGUAAUGAAAAUCAGCAAACUAUAUACAAAUAUAUUUGCAGAGUUUUCGCAAGUUUUGAUAAAUAGAAGCAGCACUUACUACUAAACUGGAAAGCCUUUGUCUUAAAUACCUAUGUUUUUUUGGGGGGGGGAUGAGUUUUAGUUUGGGUUUUGGACACUCUCGAAUGUAAAAGUGGAGUGUUUGUGAGUAAAUGAAAUGUUAUUAUAUUACCUUAAACCAUGUUAAAUAAAUGGAAUUUGUUCUACGC